GUUGUCUGCGCAUGCGCCCCGAUGACGUCAGCGCGGAAGAUGGCGGCGGCGCGGAAGACGGGAUCCAGAGACUCGGCGAUGGGAAUAUUCGCAGUUUUUCUGUCACUGCAGAUCCUUUCUGUGAGCUGCACAUCUGUAACGAAAGCUGGUGUGGCUCAGAAGACAGGUGAUAAACCCGGAAACGUCACUUUAGCACCCGAUAAGAGUGCAUCGAGCGUCCAGAACGACAGACGUCCAGACAGUCACUCGGGUCAGGUGACGAAUGCAACGCAAGCUCCCGCUAUCGUCAUCAGCACCAAAGCAGCAGACGCUCCCACCGCUCCACCUACGACUGCUGCCGCAGACCUGCACGAAACCACUCCAAACCAGACUACUAUCAAGCCACCAGAGCCCACCAGCACACCUGCAAACAAGCCCACCGCCGUCUCCACCCCUGCAGCUCACAGAACUGAGAGCACCUCGGAUUACAUGGAUGACCGCAUGGGCGACGAUGAUGGUGAUAAUUUUGGUGAAAACUUCACUGAGCCACCUCAAAACAUCGGGGGUGUGACGAAAGACCCUGACAGCCUUCAAAACAAGGACACAAGCAUCUACACCCAGGAUGAAGACUCCCACUUCUUCUUUCAUCUGGUCAUCAUCGCCUUUCUGGUGGCCAUCGUGUACAUCACCUACCACAACAAGAGGAAGCUGAUGCUGCUGGCUCAGAGUCGCCGCUGGCGGGACGGUUUCUGCUCGCGCGGGGUGGAGUAUCACCGGCUCGAACAGAACGUCAACGAGGCCAUGCCCUCGCUCAAGAUGACCAACGAUUACAUCUUUUGAAGAAAUGCAAACAGCUGAUUUUGUCCACACAUUAUGUCUUAUUUAAUCAGGGGAGGAGAGAUUGUGCUUUAGUAGUGUGUUUGUGUGCACUCUUCAGAAGGUCUUCGGUUCUGCUUCUUGUUUUCUUCGGUGUCUAUAAAAGCAAACGGUUUUGCUCUACUUUUAAUCAUUUUUGAAGGAAAGCAAAUGAAGGUCUGUCUCUGUAAAUAUUUGAUUAUAAACCUGCUGUCUGUCACGUAUAAGCCUAGAAUAAGAUACGGAUGAUUAUUUCGAGUCGUGUUCAGCUCAGCUCAUACGAAGCCAUGCUAACUCCAGAACAGCGUUAGAUGUGUGUGUUUGCUUUGCAGCUGCUUUGGGCUGGUCGCCUUUCUGUUUGUGUUAUGACUUCAGUGAAGUUGUUUUAUAGGAGCCGGGUCCACCGUUGCCAAAGCUCAGGAGAUUUAUGGGAAAUUAGCGUGCAACUGUUUUUAUUCACUGCUUUAAGCAUUGCCCCAUCUCAACACGACUGUAGCAGCAGCAGCCACAGGCGUCGUAUAUCAGUAUGUGUGUGCAAAUCUGCUUCAGCUACAACACAGGUUUCAAAAAGGUGGAAAAUAUCCAGUAAAUUUCGGAAACAUUCCAGGAUUUUUUUUGAAUAUUCCAGGGAUUUUUUUGGAAAGUUUCCGGAAAUUUACCGGAAAUUUUCCACCCCUUUGCAACCCUACUAAUAACACACAUUGCAGCAUCUUCAUCUCUGAUUUCCAGCAGAGCACAUGAAGGUUGUGUCUGUGCAUGAAGACAGCAUAUUGAUUUCCUCUUCAAUCAGUAUAAAUUAUGUUCAUCAAUAAAGCACCUCUGUAUGCACA
Sinocyclocheilus anshuiensis is the source of this 1664-nucleotide messenger RNA. RefSeq names its product keratinocyte-associated transmembrane protein 2. The transcript has 3 exons. The record is from RefSeq and is a predicted model, not a curated record. Lineage: Eukaryota; Metazoa; Chordata; Actinopteri; Cypriniformes; Cyprinidae. Bases 22 to 819 code for a protein of 265 amino acids.